GGAGCUUGCGGGAAGUUUUGGGCUAAAAAAUCACCUUUUUGCUGCCAGCCGAGCCCGACGUCAGGGGCCGCUGUGCGCUGCGCGGGGGCUCCGCACGCGGCCGCCACACAAAGGCAGCAGCUCCGCUCCGCGCAUCGCACCGCAGGCAGGAUGCAGGUCCGGAGCCUCCUCCUCCUCCUGGCACUGAUGCUGCUGGCCGCCACCACCGAGGCUGGCAAGAACAAGAAAGAGAAGGUGAAGAAGGAUGUGUCCAAGUGCGAGGACUGGCGCUGGGGACCCUGCGUCCCCAACAGCAAGGACUGCGGGCUGGGCUACCGCGAGGGGACGUGCAAGGACGAGAGCAAGAAGCUCAAGUGCAAGAUCCCCUGCAACUGGAAGAAGAAGUUUGGAGCCGACUGCAAGUACAAGUUUGAGAGCUGGGGGGGGUGCAGUGCUCAGACGGGUGUGAAGACUCGCUCUGGCAUCCUGAAGAAAGCCCUGUACAAUGCCCAGUGUGAGGAGAUCGUCUACGUGACCAAGCCCUGCUCGUCCAAGAUCAAGUCAAAGACCAAAGCAAAGAAGGGCAAGGGGAAGGACUAGAGCGGGAAGCCAGGAUCCUCAUCGGCCCCUCGACAAGGUGCCUACGGGGCUGGACACCCAGCUGCAGCCAGCCCAUGCUCCAGUCUUCCUCCUCCUCCUCUUCUUCCUCCUUCCCAUGACCUCCUCUUUCACUGAGAUGCCUUGUUUUAAUCACUAGUGUUGUAGAGAGCAAACCCACCCACCCUGCAGGAGUGGCUGCCCCACUGCUGGUGCCAUCCCAUUCGGCUUUUCUCAGCUGAUGUUGGGGUUCACUGGGAUGCACUUGGAGAGCUGGGAUGGGAACACACAUCUUUUCACCCUCUGGCACUAAUGAGGCCUAUAGCGCAUCCUUUGGCACCCAGGAGCCUCCUUGCUCCUCCACCAGAUACCAGUGCAGGAGGGAAGGGCUGGGGAUGCCCAAGUUAUCCCAUCACUCAUGGCCCUCACUCACAUGGGGACUGCUCUUGGCUCAGGGUGGCUUCUUCUCACAUUCCUUCAGCCAGGGCACAACUUCCCUGCAGCAGCUGGGGAAAGCAAAGCCACUGUCCCAAGAACUCCUGCAUCCCUGUUCUCCAUCACUUAAAACCUUGUGUGUCCAUACCAGGGCUGUGGCCCCUCCUGCAUCAAUGCACUACCACCAGUGCUGGGUGGGAGCUCUCAAUUCUUUUGGAAAACGGGGCUUGUUUUUUCUUUUCCAAUAAAAACCUUUUACAAGAA
This is a messenger RNA of Neopsephotus bourkii (Bourke's parrot), 1275 nucleotides long. It is a transcript of the gene MDK, whose product is annotated as midkine. The record is from RefSeq and is a predicted model, not a curated record. The coding region runs from base 151 to 579 and encodes 142 amino acids. Lineage: Eukaryota; Metazoa; Chordata; Aves; Psittaciformes; Psittacidae. Gene Ontology annotation, molecular function: growth factor activity. The transcript has 5 exons.